This is a messenger RNA of Lycium barbarum (goji berry), 1059 nucleotides long. RefSeq names its product disease susceptibility protein LOV1-like. Gene Ontology annotation, biological process: protein folding. Gene Ontology annotation, molecular function: alpha-tubulin binding. The transcript has 2 exons. The record is from RefSeq and is a predicted model, not a curated record. The coding region runs from base 1 to 1059 and encodes 352 amino acids. NCBI's taxonomy places the organism in Eukaryota, Viridiplantae, Streptophyta, Magnoliopsida, Solanales, Solanaceae.
AUGGUUUCUAAAAGAAGAGCUAAUUGUGAAAUGAAAUGCUGCAUAAUUCUUGACCAAGUGCGUGAAUUUUGCUUGAGAAAAAUUACAGAAGAAAAGUUCUUGCAGCUCAUAGUGCCAUAUAAUCCACGUCAACCAGUAGAUUCAAAAAGGUUAUGCAUGUACAUACAAAACACUAUGAGAAUCAACUCCAAGGAAAGGGAGUCUUCUGGAGAAAGUCAGGGGUCUCUUGAGUUCAUUGUUCAUCCGAAAUUCAGUAUAUUGAAUAGUAAGAACCCUUUCCGUUUGCUUAGUGACUUAGGAUGUAUUCUGGUGUUGCAUUUAAUGGAUAUCUACUCGGACAAUUCUUGGGCUGCUGCAUUUCAGUCACUGGCUCACUUGAGGUGCCUUGCAAUUUUUGUGAAAGUAUUUGAUUUGAAGUGGGUGUCACACCUCCUUCAUCUACAGACCUUGCUGGUUCGUUCAUCUUUUACAAUGAUAUCAGCUGCUAUUUGGAAAAUGGAAAAAUUGAGGCAUGUGGAUAUAAGCAAAUUUUCCAUUACAUGGGAAGAUGAUGAGCGAGUGAAUUUUGAAGAAUCUCCGGUUCUUGUGUUAGAUAACUUGAAGACUCUUGGCAUGUGCUAUAUGUCCAUGGUUGACAUGACUUCGAAAUACUGGGGGAAGUUCCUAAAUCUUGAAAAACUCAGGCUCCACAUUGAUGAAUUUGGAGAUGUUCCCAAUUAUUCAGGUUCUGCAUUGAUGAGUUUGGAGAUGUUCCCUUCACGUCUAAGGGUUUUGUCCCUCAGUGACAUUUUUCUAACAGAUGAAAUAGUUUCAAGUAUUACAAAGCUGCGACACCUUGAGACUCUUAAAUUAUCCGAGAUAUACUUUAUUGGGGAAAAGAUCUGUUGUCCCAAGCUUGAAGAGAUCCCGAUUGGCCUUGUGGAUAAUUGCGUAUUGAGAUCGAUAAAAGUGAUCAACUGUAGCGUCUCGGUUGGGAAUUCACCACUGAAGAUUAAACUAGAGGCAGAAGAAAAUUUUGGAUGUGACUAUUUCCAAGUUCAUAUCUUGAAGAAAGACUAA